Molecule: messenger RNA, 462 nt
Organism: Stylonychia lemnae
Lineage: Eukaryota; Ciliophora; Spirotrichea; Sporadotrichida; Oxytrichidae
Source: the annotation of a GenBank genome assembly
AUGCCAAGAGGAGGAAGAAGCUCAUCAUCAUCAAGAUCAAGCAGCAGCCCAAGCAGACGUGCCACCACUGCACCCACCCCAAUUAUUUAUCCACAGGCAAUGAUGCAAUCUCCAUCAACUGGAGGUGGCAUGAUGUCUGGAAUCGGGUCAACCAUUGUUACUGGAAUGGCACUCGGAGCUGGUUCAGAAGUAGGCCAUCAAGCUGUGAGAAGUUUAAUGGGUGGAUCAAGCGGAUCACAUGAUGCACCAAAUCAGCAACAAGCAACUUCCCAACAGAUUUAAUAUGCUCAACCCAUGCAAUAAUAAUAAAUUCAACAACAACAAAGCCCUUGCUUUUCAUUCAAUUAGCAUUUCCUUACUUGCCUUAAGACCUACUCAAAUGAUUUAAGCAUGUGCCAAGCCAAUAUUGACAUGCUCAUGCAAUGUGAGAGAGAUAACGCCCCUAAAUUCCACGGAGUAUGA